Paraphaeosphaeria sporulosa is the source of this 1589-nucleotide messenger RNA. Its product is annotated as LAlv9 family protein-like protein. The coding region runs from base 91 to 1467 and encodes 458 amino acids. The record is from RefSeq and is a predicted model, not a curated record. The transcript has 5 exons. Lineage: Eukaryota; Fungi; Ascomycota; Dothideomycetes; Pleosporales; Didymosphaeriaceae. Gene Ontology annotation, cellular component: cytoplasm.
CCAAGACUCCGUCUUAUGUCUCAUGGCCUCCCUUCGUCUCGUCACCGUAUCCGCACGCCGAUAGCGAGCCGCCUGGGCUGCUCAUAGAGGAUGGCGUUCGCGCCUCUGAUUUGCGUCGUUGAUUUCCAUCACGCGAGGGGACCGGAAGUGGAGCGAUGGUUCGGCGUCGAGGAGGGCAGCGCAGACCCGUCGGUGGAGAAUGACUGGGUGAAUCUUCCGUUCAUGGCGCUGAGCGACGGCGCGCACGCCUCCACCGAAGACUAUUCCUACUUCACGCUGCGACGCGCCGAGACGCCCAAACACCCUGCUUCGAGCCUCUUUGGCAUCUCGUGUACGCGACAGCUGGAUGCGAGCAAGCUGAUUGAUCGGCCGGCCGAGGUUACAAGGAGCACCGUGCAGAAGGCGGUGGUGGUGGUGAGCGAUAGCCCGCAGUACUUUGGGGCUAUCAAAGCGCAGCUGGGAGUUGUUACGGCGGCGUGGUUUGCACAGAGGGACUUCACCGAUGUCGAGAUCCUACAACGGUUUAGCGAGAGUCUGCCUACGCUGCUCAAGAAUCAGGAGGGAGAACCGGACCACUACUUUGGUAUUUCUCUGCGAGAGAUGAUCCACGAGUUCAAGUGGCAGACGCUCGUUCUUUUCAAGUGUGCUCUGCUCCAACCAAAGAUGCUUUUCUUCGGCUCGCACUGCGAGCGCUUAUGCAUGAUGCAGUUUGCUUUGAUUUCUCUGAUACCCGGUCUAAUCCGCCACCUUCAAGAUUCUGCUGAUCCCAAGUUCAAUUCGUGCGAGACGGAGCUCGUCAUGCCUACGUCGCUCAAGACGUCGCAGCGCUCCUCGUUGCUCACUUACAUGGGCCUUCCGCUCCAGCUCUUUGGCAGAGGGUCACUGUUUGGACCAUACACGCCUUUACAACAGCUCGACGUUCUGGCUGAUCAAGACACUAAAUCGUACAUUGUAGGCUCUACCAACUCACUGCUGCUCCAGCAAAGAGACCGAUAUAGCGACAUAUUGAUCAACCUGGACGAACACACUGUGAACAUAACAUCAUCCUCUCUUCAACAUGCGCUCACCUUAUCCACGCCAGACCGCCGCUGGAUCGACUUUCUUACACAAACCGUCCACGACACCUGGGAUGAAUCCAAUCCCAGUCGCCCAAAAGACCACGGCUAUGCCGGCAGUGAAGAAUUCAUUCGUAUGCAAUUCGAAGAGUACUUGCUUGCCAUGCUGAGUGCUGUCAAGUUCAAAGCUUACCAGGAGAAGAAUAAAGACAAGGAAAGAAUCAUCACAGAGCACGAGGGGGACCCGGCAGGAGAGUUCUCGAACAAUUACAUCCACGCGUGGAUGCAGACGGAAAACUUCCGUAUCUGGAAUAAAUUCACUGACUCGCACCUCUUCGACAUCGUCGAACCAAAACAUCCCUGCUCCGGCGGCCUCAGCAUUGAAGAUGUCCAACGUCGUCUUGCGCAGUAAGUUCCUCUUUCUCUCGCAAGCAUCCAGGAGACGCUAAGUCAAACCCCCGCCCCAGGCUGUUCUCAAACUCCACCUUCCAAGUAGCCAGCAUCACUAUCUGCGUGCUAAUCCUCGCGUACCGC